Adineta ricciae is the source of this 1128-nucleotide messenger RNA. NCBI's taxonomy places the organism in Eukaryota, Metazoa, Rotifera, Eurotatoria, Adinetida, Adinetidae. The record is from the annotation of a GenBank genome assembly.
AUGAAACGUCUAGUUGUGCAUCAAAUCAAACUUCAGAAUCAUCUUUACUAUCAUCUUUACAAAUACCCUUCUUCAUUAUCAAUACCUUCACCACUACCACUACUUGUAUCAUGUGAAAUUUUACCACCAUCAUCUUCACAAAUACCUUCUUCAUCAUUGGUACCUUCUCCAACAUCAUAUGCGUUAUUAUUAUCUUCCACAGAAUGCUCAUCAUCAAUAUCUUCAACAACAGAAUGUUCGUUUUCAAUUUCACCCUCAGAAUGUUCAUCAUUUAUACCUUCACCAAAACAACAAACACUAUCAGCAUCUUUAUCACCAUUAGCUUUAUCACCAACAACACCUGCAAUGAUUAUGGAAAAGUCUUCAAUUCCAUCUGAUAUUAGUCGUUCUUCAGCAGAACUACCAACUCAACCAAAACUAUCUUCCUAUCCAACUGAUAAACAAAAUCGAUCAUUUCGUUCAAUUUGGUAUUCAACAUUUCCGUGGCUGGAAUACUCAGUCAAAGAAAACUUAGUUUAUUGUUAUUACUGUCGACAUUUUGGUAGUGGAUUUAAUUUAUUAAAUAGGCAACAAAGUGAUGCAUUUAUUGCUGGACGUGUCGAAAUAAUUAAAAAAAACCGUCAACGUCUUACAAAAAUUGCAUCUACAGUACUUUUAUGUUCACGACAAUCCAUUGCAUUACGUGGUCAUGAUGAAAAUGAAUUAUCUAAUAAUCGUGGAAAUUUUAUCGAAAUUUUAAAAUGGUCUUCUACUACUGAUCCAUUAGUUAAAGCAAUACUUGUUGAUAGUGCUAAUAAUGCUUCAUAUUUAUCUCCUUUGAUUCAAAAUGAACUGAUAAAUUUAAUGGCAAAUCAAAUACGAAAAAAGAUCGUAGAAAAAGUUGAUGGACAUGUCUUCGCGUUUAUGGCAGAUGAAACAAGAGAUUGUACCGAAUAUGAACAAUUGAGUAUUGUUUUGAGAUGUAUAUCUAAUGAACCAUUGAAGAAUAGCAAUACAAUCGAUAAAAAUUCCAUUUUUAACGAAUAUCUUUUGGGGUUAGUGAAAUUGAAUGAAUUUGAUGCCGAAAGUCUGAGUAUGGAAAUAAUCAAAUACUUAGAGGCGAUGUGCCUAAUUCGAACAGGAGGGUGA